AUGUUGUCGACUGCUAUCUUGCAAGGCCUGCUGGCCACGUCGGUCGCCGCGCUCGCUGUCGAGAAGGGACAAGGAGAUGGUACUGCCCAACUUCAGGAAUCUUCGAAAUCCACUUGCGACGUUUGGCGACAGCACCACGGAGGUGCAUAUGAGAUCAACAAGCACAUGGCUGAGCUGGAGAAGAACAACACAUACAAAGACAAGCCCAUUGAGAUCGGUGUUCACAUCCACUCGUUCAGGAGCUCGCGUCAAGGCGUGCGUACAGAGCCGGCGGUCUACGACGCGUACGUCUCCAUGCUCAACCGUUGGUUCAAUCCAGCCAAGAUUUCCUUCGUGCUUCGGGACACAGAGCGCUUCAUUGAUGCCGGGGCGGUCGGUCUCUUUGUAGAGAAUCGCUUGUGGCCCCGCCAUAGGGGUUGCGGCAAGGACCUCAACCUUUACUUUGGCAGUCCGAAGCUAGAUGGUGAAUACGCGGAAGGCGCCUUGGCACCCAAGAACCUAUCGGACUCGGGGGAAAUUCCGGAUGGAGUAUUCCUGCAGGAGACGGGCUCGGCGCCAUCGUCGCCGAUGGUCGCGCAAUUGACGGCCGCUUGGAUGGGGCUACUUCACCCGUUCGAGGACAUGUGCCUCAACGAUGGCGGUCUUGUCCCGAGCUGCCUCAACGAGCUGAGCCGUUGCUCCAGCAACAACCCCGUGGCCUUUGGGAAGAAGUCAACUCCGGACUGCAAAGAGGUUCGAACAAGGUGCUCUGACAAGAACAUCAUGUCCCUUGGGGAGAUGUCGGAGGGGUUCACGCCAGGCCAGGUCAGGCGCCUACACACCCUGUACAACUACUUCCGCGCCAACGCGAAUUGCCCACCACCCCAGUACAGCAAGCCGUGGUGGGAGUCGAUUUUUGACAACAAGAGGCUCGUGGCCGUUCCCGUGCAAGAAUUGUCUCGGGAUGCGAAAACCCUCCUCGGUCGUGACGUCCCCCCCACGGGCACGGCACCUCAGAGCGACCCUUCCCCGAAGACGUCUAGCCGGGUUAUGAUUUGCCAGGGUGAAUACGGCGGUGACGAGCUCGAGGAGUGCUGGGCCCCCGGUGAGGAGCCCGCUCGGACGAGGAGCGAGGGCACCGCUCCCGCAUAG
This is a messenger RNA of Purpureocillium takamizusanense, 1131 nucleotides long. RefSeq lists its product as uncharacterized. The record is from RefSeq and is a predicted model, not a curated record. Bases 1 to 1131 code for a protein of 376 amino acids. The transcript has 2 exons. Lineage: Eukaryota; Fungi; Ascomycota; Sordariomycetes; Hypocreales; Ophiocordycipitaceae. Gene Ontology annotation, molecular function: metallopeptidase activity.